Macrosteles quadrilineatus (aster leafhopper) is the source of this 882-nucleotide messenger RNA. RefSeq names its product peptidoglycan-recognition protein SB1-like. Lineage: Eukaryota; Metazoa; Arthropoda; Insecta; Hemiptera; Cicadellidae. The transcript has 5 exons. Gene Ontology annotation, molecular function: N-acetylmuramoyl-L-alanine amidase activity; zinc ion binding. Gene Ontology annotation, biological process: peptidoglycan catabolic process. The record is from RefSeq and is a predicted model, not a curated record. The coding region runs from base 130 to 795 and encodes 221 amino acids.
UUUGUACAAAACCAACAAAAAAAAAAAACACUUUGAAAUGAAAUGAAAAUCAAAGGAGAUUUCCAUGAUAAGUGAAAUAGUAAACGAUUAGUAUUUACUGGAUUUUCUGUGAAUUACAUCAAUAACAAAAUGCAGACUAAACUCUGUAACGGAUGGGACCCCCGCUUUGACUUACACAUUGUGCCGAGGGAAGAAUGGGCAGAGGGUCCUAGGAAGAGUUUGCCCCCCUUUACCAAGGCUGUGAAGUACGUAGUGAUGACCUACAACACUCCAGCCCCAAGAUGUUACAAUAAGGAAGAAUGUGUCAAAUCCAUGAGGGAACUCUACAAGUACUAUGUGGAGAAGAUGGAAAUGGAAGAUAUACCUUUUAAUUUUCUAGUGAGUCAUGAUGGGACCGUGUAUGAGGCACGGGGGUUUGUUGCCCAACCCUGUGGAUUCCUCCCUUACUUUAGGGAACACGUCGGCAACAGAUUUGACAUAGCUUUCAUUGGCGACUACGAACUUGAAUUAUAUCCUGACGUGAUGAUGAGUACGACUAUGGCCAUUGUCAAUAUGGGGGUCGACAAAGACGUUAUCAGAAAGUUCCAUGAUGCCCUGGAGUACAGGGAUGAAAAAAGAACACUACAAGCAGUGGCUGCAGUGAAGGAAAACAGCCCUUGGGAAAACUGGCAGCUCCAGUACAUUGCAGAGAAAGUUUAUGGGGAGAAAUUGGAAUAUAGGGAAUGUCAAAAAAGGCUGAAACAUUUAAUACCUAAAAAGAAUAUGCCGGUAGGAGAUUUGUGUGUCAUUAUGUGAGUCUUUGAUAAUAAAGUAAAUGCCUUUAGUAACUGUAAAGUAAGUAAAUACGUUUUAAGUAAGUAUAAAGUAAAUGCCUUUACUGCU